AUGCCUUCAACUGUAAGCAUAAUUGAGCGAUCAGUUGCUUGUGUUCGAUUGAGAGAUUUUUCUAGACAUCGACAUUCAUUAACAAUCGAGACAAACCCUCUACACCUUUUACCUUCCAAUAUGCGGCGAUUUUCGCAAGCAGAUUCGCUACGGCAUCCGGCCGCACCUAUGCUUGCUAAACUCCAAGCUAACGUUCCUCCAGAGAUACCA
Messenger RNA from Strongylus vulgaris, 210 nucleotides. Lineage: Eukaryota; Metazoa; Nematoda; Chromadorea; Rhabditida; Strongylidae. The record is from the annotation of a GenBank genome assembly.